AUGGGAAAUCAUUAAUCAUUGUUUUGCUCUAAUUGCAACAAGAGCAUUAAGCGUCUUUAAAGAGGCACUAUAUGUGUUAUAUGCAGUAGACAUCACUGCACUAAUUGCUCUAACAGGGAAAAAAUUUAGAUAGAUGAGAACAACGUUACAUCCAAGAAAAGAAUAUGCCACACAUGCUCAAUCAGCAUAGACAAUAAUGAAUCAAUAAAAAUUGAAUACCUCAAGAACAAGCAAUAAAAUAAGGGAAAUAAACCAGCUAAGUCACAGUAUUCCAAAAGGUAAAUUUCUACUCCAGAUGAGUAAACUUCCAAAUCUAAAAAUGUGCACAAGUCGAUGAUCAUUCAGUCGAAUGACUACAAGAGAAGACAUGAGUCAGAAAGUCUUGAUCCCCGUAUUAGUGAGCCUCUUAAAUACGAAUAGACACUUUCUGUUAAGUUCAACUACGAGCUGAAUUUGUUUGAAGGGUUACCCAAAGUUUGGAGAGAACUUCUAGAAAUACCUCCACAGUCCUAGGAAGUUGAACAGAUUGAUGAAAGUUUAUAAAUCAAGACAAGCAGGCUGAGAUAAAAUAUCAAUAAUUUUGUCAUCUAUGAGGUACAGCCCCGGGGCGAAGUUCAAGGUUCCUUUAUCAUAACAGCUAAUAUCAGAAAGAAGGGUGGUGCUGACAAUAGCUUUAUAAAUGGAGAUAAUAAGAGAUAGCAACUUACAUAAGAGAUUCAUCACUACUCAACCUAGGAUCAGACUUAAUUUGACAACGAGGAAAGAAAAUACUAUGAAGUGGAAAUAGAUGGAAAUAAUGGAUUUAAGGGGUUACCUGAAGAUCUGGAAUAGUAACUGAAAAAAUCCAAUUUUAAUGCAUAAUAAUUCCUGCAAAAUCCUGGAUCAGUACUCGAAGUCUUGAAUUUCAACUCUAAGGGAGGUUUCAAUCAGAAGGAGGAACCCCUACCUUUGCCAGGCAAUAUUGAUUAUACAUCCAUACUUGAAAGUUCAAAUCUAUUCAAGCAAGAUAACCCUGCAAUCUAUUAUGAUAUAGUUAAAUAAAUUGGAUCUGGUGGAUAUGGUAAAAUCUAUCUUGUUUAAAAAAAGGAGGAUCAAUCACAAUAUGCAUUGAAGUUCAUUUCCUAAACUAACUAAAAUUAAACACAAAUAGAUGCAAUUAAGAAUGAGAUUGCCCUUAUGUCUAUCUGCAAAAAUAGUAAUAUCGUAAUGUACUACGAUGGGUACUAUUUCAAGCAGAAAUUCUGGUUAUUUAUGGAAUAUAUGGAUGCUGGAUGCCUGACUGACAUACUUGAAGCUGGUUUCUAUCAAGUAUUUAAUGAAUCCGUUGUGUAAUACUUAGUAUUUGAAACUCUUAAAGCAAUUAAGUAUCUCCAUUCAAGACAUAUAAUUCACAGAGACAUUAAGUCUGAUAAUAUUUUAUUGGGCUCCAAUGGAGACAUUAAGCUUGGUGAUUUUGGGUAUGCAGCGUAGUUAACCAGAGAGAGAAGAAGAAGAGAUUCUAAAGUAGGGACUGUUUGCUGGAUGGCACCUGAGAUCAUUAGAGGAGCGGAGAUGUACACUGAGAAAGUUGAUAUAUGGAGCUUAGGCAUUAUGAUGCUUGAAUUCGUUUAUGGAGAACCACCUUAUCUUAAUUAACCUCAGACUCAGGUUUGCUAUAUGAUUUUGACAAUGAACCCACCAGAAAUAGACCCACUCAAAUGGUCUCAUAGCAUGAGGGACUUCGUUAAAGUGUGUCUCACAAAAGACCCAAGACAAAGACCUACAGUUGAGGAAUUGAUGAAUCAUCCCUUCAUAGCCAAGAUGGAUUAUAUGAAAUGCAAGGAAAGCUAUCUAGAAAUUUUGAAGAAAUAUUUGGAAUAGACAAACAAUCUAGAAAGCAUAUUUUCAGUUUCGCUGAGCAAUAAAUCCUGA
Stylonychia lemnae is the source of this 1911-nucleotide messenger RNA. The record is from the annotation of a GenBank genome assembly. NCBI's taxonomy places the organism in Eukaryota, Ciliophora, Spirotrichea, Sporadotrichida, Oxytrichidae.